Messenger RNA from Anopheles coustani, 3493 nucleotides. It is a transcript of the gene l(2)gd1, whose product is annotated as coiled-coil and C2 domain-containing protein 1-like. The coding region runs from base 134 to 2743 and encodes 869 amino acids. The record is from RefSeq and is a predicted model, not a curated record. Gene Ontology annotation, molecular function: RNA polymerase II cis-regulatory region sequence-specific DNA binding; DNA-binding transcription repressor activity, RNA polymerase II-specific. Gene Ontology annotation, biological process: regulation of transcription by RNA polymerase II. The transcript is spliced from 5 exons. Gene Ontology annotation, cellular component: nucleus. Lineage: Eukaryota; Metazoa; Arthropoda; Insecta; Diptera; Culicidae.
AGUACGUCGCGAAGAAACAGAAAAGAAAUUCCUUUGCCUUUGCCAGAAAAUGCUAAUGUGAAAAUUACUAGUUGUUCCGUUUAAGUAAGUCCUUUUCCUGGUGUCCUUGCAUCUAUUGUGAUCGCGGUUCAUAAUGUUUAGUUUCAACAAACCAACGCCACCAAAGCGUGAGCGAAAGCGAGAGCCUUCCGAGUUUGGAAUAUUCGGUCUUUCGGACGACAUCGGCGGGCUCGGUGACGAUCUGGACGAUGGCAGCGAUGUGGAUGACGAUACCUUGGAAGCGGAACUGGCUGCCAUUACUGCGGGCCACGGAGGUGCAAGGCGGCCGAAGCCGAAACCGAAGGCGAAAGGAAUUGUAGCACCACACGAGCUGGACGCGAUGGUUGCGGCUAGCUUGCGGGACGUAGGUAGCGACGACGAUGUUUCCGAUGAUGGUGAUGACGAUUCGGAUUUGAUGAGCGAACUGACCGCUAUCACCGGGGGAGUAUCGUUGGAUGAUGAUGGCGCAGACGACGAGGAAGAUGCAGCACCACCGGCGGCACCUCCGAGAAAAAGUUCCUCCAGUGUAGAUUUGGUCACUUUGCUCAAAUCACGCAUCACAAUGUACACGCAGGCGGAAGAGGGCGCAAAGAAGGCGGGCGAUUCGGGGAAGGCCAGACGAUUUAACCGUGGUCUCAAAACGUUAAAAGACCAGUUGCGAAUGGCUGAAGCGGGUAAAGCGGUUGAUCAGAGUGAAAUACCUCCGGAGGUGAGCGUUAAGCUUGCCGGCAAUCAGAAAGAUUCCUCGGAGGAGCAGCCCAAACCGAACACAGCACCGGUUCGCCCAGCGCCACCUCCACCGGCCGCAAAACCUGCGGCGGUCGAACCGGGACCAUCGCAUUCUGCACCACCCGUGCCUCCGAGACGUGAUGCUGGUCCGCCCCAGACACCGGCGCCAGUGUUGGAGGAAGCUGCCACUCCAGAUGAUCCAAAAUUGCGGCUCCUAAAUGAGCGCAAAGCUCAAUACAAGCAGGCAGCACUGAACGCAAAAAAGGCUGGCAAUAACGAAGAAGCGAUGGGGUAUGUAAAGGUACUGAAGCAAUUCGAUGUGGUCAUACGUGCCCUGGAGAAUGGUGAGGAGGUUGACUUGAGCCGUAUGCCCCCUCCACCUAAGGAAUUCAAUAGCGGAACGACGACGGCUUCAGUGAACCAACCAACAGUGCCUUCCGGGGGUAGACCAAAGGAGGAAUCGAAGCUGCAACAGGAAGCCGAAGUGCCUUCCCAACCGUCCCUUCCAGUGCCAGCGGAGGGAGAGGAGGAGGAGGCUGCGGAAGAAAAUCUCAUCCUCGGCACGACGGUCCUGGAGGCCCUCGAGCAGCGAUUGGAAAAGUAUAAAUCGGUCGAGCAGGCGGCAAAGGAAGAAGGCAACAGUUCCAAAGCACGAAGAAUUGGCCGCAUUGUGAAGCAGUAUCAGGAUGCUAUUAAGCUACACAAAGCCGGAAAACCGGUCCCAUUCGAUGAGCUACCAACACCCCCUGGUUACGGACCAAUCCCGGUGGAUGGUCCACCGAAGCCUUCGACGCCGGCAGCCGGACCUUCCAAACCGGCUCUUUCCGUUCCACCAAAACCACCGGUUGCUCCCCAGAGCUCGCCGGAAUCGGUUGCGGGUACGAGCAAGCCCUCACCGAAACCUGCGACCACUCUGUACGACAAACAAUUGGCGCUUUUAACCGAACGGCAUCGAGAGUAUAAACAAGCGGCCAUCGAAGCGAAGAAAGCGGGCGAUCUCGAGGAAGCCAAGGAAUGCCUGCGGGUAUUCAAGGGUCUGGAAAAGCUUAUCGAGGUUGCACGUUCCGGUGGGCGGGUGGAUAUGAGCACGCUGCCGAUACCGCUGGCGAAACGCAACGCACUCGAAGCUUCCUUUACCAUCGUAACGCCGGAGGAUUGUGAUCAGCCCGUCGUCGAAGGUGGUGCACCGGUCGGGGACGACCUGGACAGCGAGACGCGCAUUCGCCUCGAGGAGCAGUUGUCGAAGCAGCUGAUUAUCUGCCGGAACACGCGCGACCAUCAUCGGGCGAUGGGCGACGUGGCCGGGAUGAACAAGUUCGAAAAUCUCGCACUGAACGUGCAGAAGGAUCUCGAUCUGGUGCGGCUUGGGCACCGGCAGGGUUUGCCGUUGCCAAAGUUCCACUACGAAAAGCUGCAGUUCAACGUGGUGCAGUGCAACACCGAUCUGUCCGAUAACGAGGUGGAGAUUAAAGUCGUGCGUGGAAUUAACUACAACGUGCCCAAUCCAAAGGAUGUUGAUACUUACGUUAAGUUCGAGUUUCCUUAUCCUCAGGAAGAUCCGUUGAAGGGAAGAACGAACCUCGUUAAAGAUACUCACAGCCCCGAGUACAACUACCAGCAGACGUUGGAGAUCCAGCGCAAUCAGCGUAACUGCCAGCGAAUAUUCAAACGCCAGGCGCUCAAAUGCGAAGUCUAUUCCAAAGGAUGCAGCUGCUGUUGCUGCUGUCACGGUGCAUCAACUGGACUUUUCUCCUCCUGUUUCAGUGGUUUCCUCCGCUCGGACGUGCUGAUUGGGACGGUCUCGAUCAAGCUGCAGCCGCUGGAGACGCAGAUCGAAAUCCACGACUCAUUUCCGCUGAUGGACGGCAGACGCACGGUCGGGGGCAAGCUCGAGGUCAAAAUACGUGUCCGUAAUCCCAUCCUGACGAAGCAAAUCGAGCAGAUUAACGAACGCUGGGUGGUGUUCGACUCGUAGUCGGGCCGAGGAGAGCGCGAGGGCCGGUAAAUGGCUGCCGGUCCACCCGGACGAGUCAUCGAUGUUCUGGCGAUACAACACACCGCGUCCGAGCCGCUUGGUUGUGCGAAUUGGGGUUGAAUAAAUUAAACGACGCCGCUUUUCCCACGAGGCCGAAUGGCCAAAGCAGCAGCAGCAGCAGCGGAACCAACAGCAGCAACCUGUGCCUUUCAGAGGGCACGGUCCGACGGGAAAUAUUCGGUCAAUGUUAGAAUGUGAUAUUACGGAAAACGUGUUCCGCUCGUCGAAGCUUUACUCGUGGGCAACUAACGCUACGGUAGUGUUGAAUUGAGCUGAAACAAGCUCAAACGAUGCUAAAUUGGAAUCGCGUAACAUUACCAUCGCAGCACCGGAUCGGCGGAAGGUUUGGGGGAGAAUGUUAUAUUCGAAACAUGGUUUUGUUUUGUGUAAAAUAUAAAGGAAAAAAAACGACAGAAUGGUUUCCUGUGCUGAACCAGUGCUACGGGCCAUCAUGAAACGGACACGCUUACGAUGAGUUAAUUGUUAGGUUGAAAAAGAACUUCAAGGAAGGAACUGGUAGAACCAUUUUGAAGUCACAGAUGUUGAACAAGAUUUUGCUAAACUAUUUUAAGAGGAAUCUAUUAUUAUCUUGAACAGCUCAUAUUUUGCGUUAUCUUGUCAACUCAAUCUCGGUUUAUUAAUAAAAAAAAAAAGAUGGAAGAUAACACAAUCCAUCCAGUGUAUUUGAAA